UAAACAUUUCUUAAAUAUUUAAAAAUUGUUAUUGCAAUUUAAAAAUGAAUAUGUGUUGUUUUAAAUGGAAUUUUUUUCAUCUUAGGCAAUUUGUCCUACAAAGGUUUAUACAACUUUAUGAUGCUGUGAGUUUUAUCUUUAAAAAUUUAUCAGUUGUGCACUUUGUUUGCACAGUUUUGUACUUUGUCAAUAUUUAAAUUAGUUAUAUCUUUAUUUACUCAACCUCAAUACUGUGGUGAUGAUGCACUAAAAACGAGUCAGAGUGGGUAAACAUUAAUAAAGCUAAGAUAAGAUUAUGAUAACAAGAAUCAUACUGUACGGUUUGCUAGAAUAUAAAUAGGGAAAUUCUUUAUGAUAAUAUUUGAUGUUACGAGAGUAUCUUGUUAAAGAUUUAAAGUGGUACACAUGAAAAUUGUUUUCUAGAAAUUUUUUAGACACAUGAUAAGUUAAAGCAAAUAAAAUAUUUAGACUAAAUACAUACAAAGAUUAGUACAUGCAUUUAAUAAUACGAAUGAUUUAAUUCGUAAAUAUACAAAAACAAAUUAAAUAAAAAACAUACAAACAAUUACACAUACUUAAGUAUAUAACAGUAAAUUUAAAAGUUGAUAUUUUUCUACUUCAUCAAAUAUUAUGCGACAGCGCUCCAAACUUUCGAAUAGAAUUAUUUGGCGACAUUUUUAAAAGCACUACUUUUGUAAUAUACCAGCGCCUCUCAAACCGUCCAUCUGUCAAGCAUAACGGCAAGCAAAUUCAGCAGGCAAAUGGCGAGCUCGUGCGAGUUACUUUUCGGCUGUCAAACGAGUGUAAACGUUUUCAUUGUCGUUCCACACAAAACAGCAUUUUCGCACGUUUAUUACUAAAUAACCAUUUUAUAAAAGUGAAAUUUUACACAAAUUAGUGGAAAAUGUCUAUUGGUGUACCAAUAAAAGUACUUCACGAGGCUGAAGGUCAUAUUAUCACGUGUGAGACGAUAACCGGUGAAGUUUACCGGGGCAAACUCAUUGAGGCUGAAGACAACAUGAAUUGCCAAAUGACACAAAUUACAGUCACAUAUCGUGAUGGACGAACGGCAAACUUGGAAAACGUUUAUAUACGCGGCUCAAAAAUUCGUUUCCUCAUACUGCCGGACAUGCUGAAGAAUGCGCCAAUGUUUAAAAAGCAAACGGGCAAAGGUUUGGGUGGGACGGCCGGUCGAGGGAAAGCGGCGAUAUUACGCGCGCAAGCACGAGGAAGAGGUCGUGGCGGACCCGGUGGUGGUGGCAGAGGUGGUCCACCAACAGGCGCUCCUGGCGGUGGCCGCGGUGCAUGGCAAGGCGGUCCAACGGGUGGACGUGGUCGUGGUGGUCUUUAAGCAAUUAGUAUUUUAAGUUUUAUAAAGUAAGUUUGGAUUACAAAUGAAGUCAAUGAUGAAACGGAAAAUGUUCGCUAACACGAAUGAAUUAAAUAAAAAAAAAAACAUCUAAAAGCAAAUGAAAACUAUUUAGUUACUCAAAGUUGAAAAAAUGAAACGUCUGAGGUUACGUUGAUUUUAACAUAUACAAUUCGUUUUGGCGUGAAAAAGUGUAGUUACAUAUCGAAACGAAAAAUUUUAAAGUAUCGUCUUUAACUUAAAAGUGAAAAUAAAUUCACGGACAUUUACAUAUUAAAACAUUGAUUGUUUUAGUAACUUUCGUUGAUUGUCGAAUACUACACAAAAAGAGCAAUUCCAUGACAGUAUAUUUUAAUGCUUGACUGUCGAUGGAUAGCUCUCUUCAUUUUGCCAUUCGUUUUGUGGAUAAGAUCGGAUUAGAUCCAUCACCAAAAAACAAGCAAAAAAAAAAAAACAAAUGCAGAUUAUGUAUAAAUCGACAGAAAGAGUUCUAUCAUUUAUUUAGGACAAGGACAUUGACACACACAAUUUCGGCAAAUAUUUUAUUGCCACAUAAAUACGAAAACAAAGGAGAAAUAAAUUUAGCAUAAAAUUAAAAAUAUAAAACAACUGCUGCCUUCAAUCAGUUGAUAUACUUAAAUGUAUUGUGAGAGCAAUAAUGAAACUCGAAGAAAAACUAGCGUUGUAUGUUAUUUGCUAUAAGGAUAAUAUGGCUGAAUUAUAAUUUAAUUUGUGUUUUUAAUUGUAUUUAUACAUAUAUCCGAAAAAUCUAACACGUGCACGUAAACAAUUUUGAAGAUAUACUCAACUUGUUCGAUUUUUUU
Molecule: messenger RNA, 2193 nt
Organism: Zeugodacus cucurbitae (melon fly)
Lineage: Eukaryota; Metazoa; Arthropoda; Insecta; Diptera; Tephritidae
Gene: SmD3
Product: small nuclear ribonucleoprotein Sm D3
Exons: 2
Coding region: 905-1351 (148 amino acids)
Biological process (GO): RNA processing; spliceosomal snRNP assembly
Cellular component (GO): commitment complex; U12-type spliceosomal complex; catalytic step 2 spliceosome
Molecular function (GO): RNA binding
Source: RefSeq, a predicted model, not a curated record